Molecule: messenger RNA, 2330 nt
Organism: Haplochromis burtoni (Burton's mouthbrooder)
Lineage: Eukaryota; Metazoa; Chordata; Actinopteri; Cichliformes; Cichlidae
Gene: hectd1
Product: HECT domain containing 1
Biological process (GO): anatomical structure development; protein K63-linked ubiquitination; proteasome-mediated ubiquitin-dependent protein catabolic process
Cellular component (GO): nuclear speck
Molecular function (GO): ubiquitin protein ligase activity
Source: RefSeq, a predicted model, not a curated record
GAGCCUCUAGCCCUUGCAAGUGGAGCGCUGCCCGACUGGUGUGAACAACUCACCUCCAAGUGUCCUUUCCUCAUCCCUUUUGAGACCCGACAGCUCUAUUUUACCUGCACUGCUUUUGGAGCCUCCAGGGCAAUUGUGUGGCUCCAGAACCGUCGAGAGGCAACCAUGGAGCGUUCUCGGCCGUCCACCACAGUGCGGCGGGACGAUCCUGGUGACUUCAGGGUGGGUCGACUGAAACAUGAACGAGUGAAAGUUCCCAGAGGAGAGACUAUGAUGGAAUGGGCUGAGUCCGUCAUGCACAUCCAUGCUGACCAAAAGUCUGUGCUAGAGGUGGAGUUUCAGGGUGAGGAGGGAACGGGUCUCGGUCCAACUCUGGAGUUUUAUGCUCUGGUGGCUGCAGAGUUUCAGAAAACGUCACUGGGAAUCUGGCUGUGUGAUGAUGACUUCCCUGACGAUGAGUCACGACAGGUGGACCUGGGUGGUGGACUGAAGCCUCCCGGUUACUAUGUGCAGCGUUCCUGUGGUCUAUUUCCAGCUCCGUUCCCUCAGGAUAGCGAGGAACUGGAGCGAAUCACCAAACUCUUCUACUUCCUGGGCAUCUUCUUGGCUAAGUGCAUUCAGGACAACCGGCUGGUCGACCUACCAAUAUCACAGCCCUUCUUUAAGCUGCUCUGCAUGGGGGACAUCAAGUCUAACAUGAGCAAGCUGCUAUACCAGUCUCGAAGCUCACCGCAGGGUAACGACCCUGAGCGGCCCCACCUGCAGCCCUUCCUGCUACUGUCUGAGGUACAGUCUGAAGCAUCGACUGAGGAAAGCCAGGAGACUUACUCAGUGGGCAGCUUUGAUGAGGAUUCCAAAUCGGAGUUCAUCAUGGACCCACCAAAACCAAAACCUCCAGCUUGGUACCACGGUAUCCUGACCUGGGACGACUUCCAGCUUAUCAACCCACACAGGGCGAGUUUCCUGAAGGAAGUGAAGGAUCUGGCAGUGAAGAGGAGGCAGAUUCUGGCCAGUAAGAGUUUGUCUGAGGAUGAGAAGAACACUAGGCUGCAGGACCUGAUGCUGAAGAACCCGCUGGGCUCUGGACCUCCCCUCAGUGUCGAGGACCUCGGGUUAAACUUUCAGUUCUGUCCAUCCUCCAAGGUUCAUGGUUUCUCUGCAGUGGAUCUCAAACCAAAUGGAGACGAUGAGAUGGUGUCCAUGGAGAAUGCAGAAGAGUACGUGGAGUUGAUGUUUGACUUCUGUAUGCACACUGGCAUCCAGAAACAGAUGGAGGCCUUCAGAGAGGGUUUUAAUCGAGUGUUUCCAAUGGAGAAACUAAGCUCUUUUAGCCAUAAGGAGGUGCAGAUGAUCCUCUGUGGCAACCAGUCCCCUUCCUGGACUGCUGACGACAUCAUCAACUACACAGAACCAAAGCUUGGUUACACCAGAGACAGCCCUGGCUUCUUGCGGUUUGUGCGAGUCUUAUGUGGAAUGUCAUCUGAUGAGCGUAAAGCCUUCCUGCAGUUUACCACUGGCUGCUCCACCCUGCCACCUGGUGGUCUUGCCAACCUUCACCCUCGACUCACCAUCGUCAGGAAGGUGGAUGCCACAGACUCCAGCUACCCAUCUGUCAACACUUGUGUUCACUACCUGAAGCUGCCCGAGUACUCAUCUGAGGACAUCAUGAGGGAGCGCCUGUUAGCCGCUACCAUGGAGAAAGGCUUCCACCUCAACUGACCACCGCUGCCACACUGAGCAUGCUUCUCAAGUCAUCUGUCCGUCUCGCCUUGUGACUGACGGAUCAGCCAGCCAAUCCAAACCAGCUGACUGACUGACGGCCGGACCUCCUGCUACAGGAGGAGGAGGAUUUAUGUUGCAGAAACAAAAUGAAAGAAACGCUGUCACAUCUUUCACACCUCUCUGACCGCCUCCUUCAUCAUCAGCAGCAGCAGCAUCCUCUUCCUCACCAUCCUGAGCUGCUGCUGCUGGUCUGUUCCCAGCUUUGAUGCUGCAGGCUUGCGUGUGUGUGUGUGUGUGUGUGUGUGCGCGCGCGUGUGUAUGCGCUGAUCUCCUCCUCCUGUCUGCUCUCAGUUUGGUGCCUGGUUUGACUCGUAGCUUCUGUUUUCACUUCCUCCUCCCUGAAAUGUUCAUGGAUCCCCACCUCCCCCCAUUUAUUGCUUUUUGUUUUUGUGUGUGUGCGACAGUUCUCUGGUUGUUACUGACCAGUUGUAAAGGUCAAAGGUCAGAGAGCCUUUGGUGUUUGUUUUACAAUGAAGCUAUAGAGACAAAAACACUGGCUGUGUGCAAGGCACAUCUAAAGAGAAAGAUUAAAAAAAAAAAAAAAGAAA